GAAGAAGCAAACACCCCGGGAAAUUUCUUGUUCCGGUUGGGAAUUUUGACGUGCUUCCCACAUCGGCUACAUCACAUUUCAAGGAUAACAACAAAAACUAACGUGGCCAGUUUUUCAAAAUGUCUAACACGAAGCUCCAGCUGUUUCGGAGUUUCCUCACUGAGCGGCUUACGGCUGUGGCUGUGGAGAUAUUUGGAGAAGUAGAGAGUAUGGUGGAGGGAUACUGCGAGGAAAACAGACGUCUGCAGGAUUUACUGAACAUGGUGCUCAGCCCCGAGCUAAAGUUACACAGGAUAGACCACGUUAAACAGGCAACAGCAGCUGCAGCUGUCCAUGAACAACCAUCUGAGCAGAUUGCUGAUCUGGACCUGGUGAAGCCAGAACCAUGGUUUUCAAAAAUCAAAGAGGAGCAGAUUGAAUAUGAGACUAGCCCGGGAGAACAACCGCCUCAAGGGUUUGAGGGAGCUGAGGCUUUGAACUUCGACACAGCAGUCUUGGUGAAAACAGACACUGAAGAAGACUUAAAUUCGCAUCACACCUCAAAUCCAUUCAACAUUCAAGUUGUGGAGUUCAAAAGUGAAUCCUCAUCGUCCACUAUCACAGCUGAUGAAGAGGAUGCUGAAAGUGGAAGUGAGUCCUAUGAAGACAUGGAGGCAUCCACUGAUGAUCUGCCUCUGUCCGGAGGAAGUCACGAUAGAUGUUCGAACUGUUCAGGGUGUGACGAAUGUGGGGAAAAUUCGAAGAAAAAGAAGGUGAAGAGACCUCUGCAGAAGACCAUGCUCGAGUUUCCAAGGAUGAUGCACCACAAAUCCUUCUCUGGUAAACUGACUGACUGCAGGCCUUUUUUGUCAAGGCUCUCAGAUGCCUUCAGUGACAUCCCUGAUGACAAAAAACCUCUUAUAGCCAAGAUGGGCCUGAGUGAGAAUGUGGAGAUGGUUGAUUGCGCUUUUGGUAAAGUUCCUAAAGGCUGCCCCCUGUCCUACCAGUGCCCUGUCCCGUCAAGUAGAGAUUACAGUCCCCAUUGGGAUGCCCCCCCUCUUCCAUCGCUUCCCCUGGCUGCUCACAAACUAGAGCCAGUAGCGGCGCUCCCAGCCCUCACUGCCAGGGAGCAGGAACACCUGAAUGCCCUCCAGACCUCAUGGGACGCAGCGUACGCUCUUGAACUUAGCACCCGCGAGGUCAAGGAGUCAGUGGAGGAACUGCGGAGGGCGCGCUUGACUGACCGUUUCAGGGAAAUCUGCCACCUUAAACCAGGAACGAGUCACGUGGAGCACCUGAUAUUCAAGAUGCAGAAAGGAACUAAGGAUCAAGAUAAAGAUAAGGACCAGAUGCUCGAAGCUCUCCGGGAAUACUGCAAGCAAGUGUUUGUCAACUGGUCGCCCUGUGGCUUGGUUGUCCAUCCAGACGCUCCAUGGCUGGCGGCAGUGCCUGAUGGCCUGGUGUACGACCCCUCUGAGACCCACAACUAUGGCCUGGUGCAUGUCAGAUGCCCCCAAAUCCGGAGCUUUGUCAACAGCCAGUUUCUGGAUUUCCAACGGGGAGCCUUGGAGCUGAGGAAGAACCAUGCUUACUACUGGCAGAUACAAGGGGAGAUGAUGGUAACGGGCACUGACUGGUGCGAUCUGGUAGUGUACACACAGGAAGACAUACUGGUUCAGCGUGUCUACCGAAACACGGCCAUGAUAAAGCCCAUGAAGGAAAAGUUGGACCGCUUCUUCUUCCAUUACUACCUGCCAAGUUUGACCUCUGUCUGAUUUCAUGGCGUGGAUGUUGCAGGAUUGCUGUUCUGUUCUGUAUGUUGUUCACAUCAGGCAGGUAUUUCACAAAGCAGGGUUAGAAAGUUAGCCAGAUAAUUGAAAAUGAAAUGUUAUAUUCUGGCAACAGUGCUUUGAAUAUAUAACACAAAUUUUGAAUGAUAGGCUUAGCAACAGGAAUUGGUGAUACAUGCUGAUGAUUACUCAUAAUAGAUAAAAUUUCAGAAGCUAUAUUUCCUUACACUUUUCAAAAUUAGCUGGCUAACUUGCUAAUCCCGCUUUGUGAAAUACCUGCCUUUAGGUAGUGUUUAUGUGAUUUAUCUGUAUUUUUUCCUCACUGGGGAAAUAAUCAGAUCUAAGAUCUUCAAACCUAUAUUUUUAGUUUCUGUGAUAUGUUCUGCUUUAUUUCUACUCUCUAAAGAUGCUGUUUAAGUGUUCAUCCUCACGUGAGAGGGAAAGUGAUGUGUUGAGUUAAGUUUUUUUUUUUUUUUGGCCUGUGCUGGACUUGACAUGAUUGUAAGUCAACACAAAUGUUAAAUUUCAAGGCACUGUCAGAGUAUAAGCAGCGUGUAAAUCCAGCAAAUUAUGCUCUCAGUUAUUUAAACAGGUUUGAACAAUGUCCUGAAAUAAAUUCACGUUUUAUGGCUGUGCUUCCUCCAUUUCAUAAACCUUGAGAGGUCAGGGAUAAGUUAUUAGACAUGUAGAAGUGAGUGAUAAAUAUCAGGGUAGAAGUUAUAAUCUGAG
Myripristis murdjan (pinecone soldierfish) is the source of this 2498-nucleotide messenger RNA. RefSeq lists its product as uncharacterized. The record is from RefSeq and is a predicted model, not a curated record. The coding region runs from base 120 to 1754 and encodes 544 amino acids. NCBI's taxonomy places the organism in Eukaryota, Metazoa, Chordata, Actinopteri, Holocentriformes, Holocentridae. The transcript is spliced from 4 exons.